Messenger RNA from Exophiala spinifera, 1473 nucleotides. RefSeq lists its product as uncharacterized. Gene Ontology annotation, cellular component: membrane. Gene Ontology annotation, biological process: transmembrane transport. The record is from RefSeq and is a predicted model, not a curated record. Gene Ontology annotation, molecular function: transmembrane transporter activity. NCBI's taxonomy places the organism in Eukaryota, Fungi, Ascomycota, Eurotiomycetes, Chaetothyriales, Herpotrichiellaceae. The transcript has 4 exons. The coding region runs from base 1 to 1473 and encodes 490 amino acids.
AUGUCUUCAGAGGAUAAAAGCUCCCCGACGGUUGUCGAACAAGCCGAACACAUAGGGGCCUUUUUGCUAGACACCCCAGAAGAAGUCGCUGCGCAGAAAUCCCUAGUGAGGAAGCUCGACUUCAUCAUUCUGCCACUCCUGUCUCUCUCUUACUUGAUGGCAUACAUUGAUCGAAACAACAUCGGAUACGCAAGACUUAUGGGCUUGCAGGAUGGUCUCAAGCUUUCGGGUUCUCAGUUCUACAACGCGGUGAUGGUCUUUUAUGCCGGCUACAUCGGUCUAAUCUUCCCCGCGAGCUUUCUCUUGAGAAAGCUGGGCCCGAAGGUUCAGCUCGGGUUUGCUGUGAUGACCUUCGGUGUCUUUGUCACUUGCUAUUGUGCGGCUCGCGGUUACGCAGACCUGAUUGGGCUUCGGUUUGCUGUUGGUGGUGCAGAAGCCUUGCUGCAGUCAGCGCCCUUGUACAUGGUCAUCUGGUACGGUCGGCACGAACUGGGCAAAAGAAUCGCGUUCUUCUACUCGGCGACCACAAUCUCGGGCGUCUUCAGCGGCCUUAUAGCAUACGGUAUACAGACGACCAUGGAAGGCACCGGGGGAAGAGCCUCGUGGCAAUGGCUCUUUCUUAUCGAGGGGGUCAUAGCCAUUACAUUUGGCUGUCUCAAUGCCAUUGCUCUUCCCAGUCUCCCCGAAAAGAUCAAGAUUUCACGCAUCUUCACCCCCACAGAGCUCCUUGUUGCACGCAAAAGAAGCAGCGAGCAUAACGUCAAGAACCCCAAGUUUCGCGCCGACCAAGUCUUGGCCAGUCUAAAGGACCCAAAGACAUGGCUCCUCGCUCUUCUUACAGGCUGUAACUCGGCGAUUCUAGCCUCCACUGGCGCCUUCCUGCCGACCAUCGUCAAAGAAUUCAGAUUCAGCGCAGUACGAGCCCAACUCUUUACGGUGAUCCCAUAUUCAGUGUCUUUUAUCUCGAUGAUCACCAUUGGAUACUUCUCUGACCGCAUGAGGAGAAAGUCUUACUUUAUCAUAGGAUCUCUCACGUCCUGUUUGACGGGCCUCAUCAUUCUCGUCAGCACCACCAGCAAAGCAGCAGGAAUGUUUGCGACUAGUCUCCUUGUCGGGGGUGCGUACCCGGCGUCUGUGCUGCAGAUGGCCUGGAUCCAGAUUAACUUCUGCGGCAACACCAAGCGCGCUACGUCUUGGGGCGUUGCCAUGGUCUUCGGUCAAGGCUUGAGCAUGUCUGGUGCUCAGAUAUACAAGGACCCGCCUCGCUUCUUCAUGGGACACGGCGUGUUGAUUGGCUAUGUGGCCAUGGGGUUGGUCUGUACAAUCCUGGCCAGGGUUCUGAUGGUUCGUGAUAAUCGUAAAAGGGAUGAAAUCCUUCAGGACUAUCAAACAAGAGGCGAACGACAUCCGGACCUUGACAAAGAUUUCGAGGAAACUUGCGAUAAGCACAUCAGCUUCAGAUACAUUCUUUAA